Gamsiella multidivaricata is the source of this 1775-nucleotide messenger RNA. RefSeq lists its product as uncharacterized. Gene Ontology annotation, molecular function: ubiquitin protein ligase activity. Gene Ontology annotation, cellular component: nucleoplasm; cytoplasm. Bases 195 to 1280 code for a protein of 361 amino acids. The transcript has 6 exons. NCBI's taxonomy places the organism in Eukaryota, Fungi, Mortierellomycota, Mortierellomycetes, Mortierellales, Mortierellaceae. The record is from RefSeq and is a predicted model, not a curated record.
CCAUCGAAUGCUUCGCUUCUUUUCCUCUUUCUUCUUUUCCUCCUCUUCACACUUUUCCUUACACACGCAUCCACAUACAAACGACAGUAACGACUUUUACCUCAACCUGAAAGACGACUCGGUUUUGAGAAAAAGGAAGCCAUCUUCAGCGCAGGAAUACUAUACACACGACCACACACACGAUUAUACAGACCAUGGACCAUCCUUCUGCCUCGGCCGAAAGCACCGUUACCACCGACAGACCUUCAGCGAGCGACGCAUCUAACGCGGCCCCACGUCGAUCGCGUCAUGAAUACUGGUGUCAUCAGUGCUCUGCAGAGAUCACCCCACUAAUGGUCCCUGAUCCCCUGUGUCCACGGUGCCGCAGUGAGUUUGUCGAAAAGAUCGAGGAGGAGAACGACCCUCGCAGCUUUGUUGAAUUGGCGGGCGAAAAUGAUGGCGAUGACGACGAGGGCCACGAGGCACACGAGCCCCUGAGCAUGGAAGACCUUUUGCGUCUCAUCCAAUUGAUUUCCGGAUCUCCACUACCUCGGGAACAACGACAGCGACGACAACAGAGCCAAGGCCAGCCUGGAGACUUCCCGGGAGAUAGUGAUGAUGGAGGUUUUCCUAUCUCGUUUUUACUCGACCCUUCAGGCCUCCGGUCGAGCACAGGAAUAACAGCAGUUCAGACGAGGGAUGCGAGUACAGCCACUGUCUCUGGAGGCGAGGAUGAAGAUAUUGAGAUGACAGAUGCUACGCAGGACCAACAAGAGACAAAUCAGAGGCCACGGGAUCCAUCCACAUCGCUGGCGAGUCUACUGCAGCGCAUCGGGUUCGAACUGCAUCUUACGCCCGAUAAUGACCGCGGUGGUGGGUUCUUCAACAUGAUCGGGAAUCCUGGAGACUAUGUCUUCAGUCAAAGAGCACUGGACGAUGUGAUCACCCAAAUGAUGGAGAUCCAAGCUCGUCAAAGUGGCCCUGUCGGAGCUUCAGAGGAAAUUAUUAACAGUAUACCGCACCACACGCUCACGACCGAUGAACUUGAGGCCAAGAUAGAGUGCAGUGUCUGCAAGGACGAGUUUACAAAGGAGGACAACUGUCUUCAGCUCAAGUGUAGGCACAUAUUCCACGAUGAUUGCAUCAAACCGUGGCUCAAGACUAGCGGCACUUGUCCUACCUGUCGAUUCGAGCUGGUGCCUCAAGAUCGUCAUGGGGGUCAGGACCAGAACCAGGACCAGGACCAGGAACAGCAGGACGGAUCAAGUUCUGAUAGUAGCAGUAUCAUGUUCGAGUUCUGAGCGUAACAGAAUCAGGCGCGAGGGCAGCACUGGCUCUGCGAAUGUUAGUAAAGUGCCUUGGUCGUACUCGUCAUCGUUGUCAAGAGAUGGACACCGAGAUAGCGCAUCCCCCUGAACCUGUUUCUUGCUACAUCUGAUGCUUUGCUGGACUGGAUAACGACGAGAGUGGAUGCUUUGUAUGAACAAAAGAAUAACGAAAAUAGAAAUCGGCUUUUUUUCCCCUCCUUAAUCAUUGGCUGGUUAUCCUGCGGAGGCUGUGUGUGUGUGUUUAUGAUGAUAUUGCUGGCGGAGCAGUGUCUUGGUCAUAGAGACACGUAGGUACGUCCCUUCCGCAAAAAGCGAAAAAGCAAUUGAGUUUUGGACAACAUCCUCGUCAGCAUACAGAUGCAUGGUCGGGACGUGUGAAUAUGGCAGCUGAAAACAAAACAAUCGCACCAAAUCAAUUGAGAUAGUAUAUCAGCGGCAGUAGCUUUUACCCCUAAUUUAUUCCAUCCC